AUGCACCCCAAAGCCCUGCCUUGGAUAGCCCUGCUAUCACCGACCGUAACAGCCCUCAGCAUCCCACUGCCAUUCGGGCCCUCCCAGCAAGUCCUCAAUCCCUGGUCCGAUGAGAUCUGCCCACUAGCUCCCAAGAUCUCGCCGCCGGAGGAUGGUCUCCACCCCGCGCUUAGAUUCGUCGAAGACGACUCUAUUCGCGCCCAGCAGGCGAAUCGUCUCUCCAGAGCCGUGCAAGUGCCCACCACGGUGACGGAUUACCUGAAAGAUCCGUAUGACGAGGGGUUCGCGCCGUUCGUCGAGUUCCAGGAUCUGUUGAAGGAGCUUUUUCCCCUGGUUCACAAAAAAGCCACCCUAUCGCACAUAAACCGCCUCGGCCUCGUCUACACCCUCCCCGGCCGCGACCCAACGCUCAAACCCAUCCUCUUCACCGCGCACCAAGACGUCGUCCCAAUCAACGAUGCCAGCGACUGGACGCACCCACCGUUCGAGGGCUACUACGACGGCACCUGGCUGUGGGGCCGCGGGGCCAGCGACUGCAAGAACGUGCUGAUCGGGCUGCUCUCGGUCGUCGAGGAUCUGGUGUCCCAGGACUGGACGCCGAAUCGGACGGUGCUCCUGGCGUUCGGGUUCGACGAGGAGUCGCACGGGUUUCUGGGCGCGGGGGCGAUUGCAGAGUACCUGGAGGGGGUGUAUGGGAAGGACGGGGUGGAGUUUGUGUUGGACGAGGGGGGAAUGGGGCUGGAGACUCUUUCUUCUCUUUCUUCCCUUGCUUCUGAUGCAAACGGUGAGAAGGAAGACGAUGACGGAGUGGUCUACGCCCUCCCCGGCGUGUCUGAGAAAGGCAGCGUAGACCUCGUCCUGACGCUGUCCGUGCCGGGCGGCCACAGUUCCGUCCCGCCAGCACACACGGGUAUCGGCAUCCUCUCCGAGAUCAUCUACACACUCGAGAACAACGAGCUGUUCACGCCCCGGCUGGACGACUCCCACCCGUCGCGCAAGAAGCUCGAAUGCCAGGUGCGCCACUCACCCUCCAGCGUCGAGCCCUGGCUGGCCGAUGCGCUGCAGUCCAGGGACCACGUCUCCACGGCCGAGAAGCUGGCCCGCUCGCGCGGGCCCCAAUUCCGGUACAUCCUGCAGACGUCGCAGGCGGCCGAUCUGUUCCACGGCGGGGUGAAGACCAAUGCCCUGCCGGAGCAUGUUAAAGCGGUGGUGAAUUACCGGGUGGCGUUGCAUCAGACGCCGGAAGAGGUCAUGGAUCGGGCGGUGCGGCUGAUCGCGCCGAUUGUCGAGAGGUUGAAUCUGACGUUGGCGGCGUUCCCGGAGGAUAAGCAGGGAGAGGAAGGGAAGGUGAACCAUCUGACGAUUUCGACGCUGAGCAAGGUGUUGUCGCCGGCGCCGGUCAGUCCGACGGGCACGGGCACGGAUGCCGUUUGGACGCGGUUCGCUGGGGUGACCAGAUCCGUGUUUGAGUCGGUGCCCAGUCUGAAGGGGAAGACCGUCGUUGUUAGUGGCGAUAUCAUGACGGGCAAUACGGAUACGAGGUUCUAUUGGAAUCUGUCGAGGAAUAUCUAUCGCUGGAGUCCGUCGCGCGCAGGCGGUGCGCUGAAUAUUCAUACCGUCGAUGAGAGGUUGGCCAUUGAUGUGCAUUUGGAGGCGAUGGCUUUGUAUUAUGAUCUUAUCCGCGAGUUUGAUGCAUGGGGUGGCUCGGCUGAGUCUACGUACGAUCUGUGA
This is a messenger RNA of Aspergillus pseudonomiae, 1731 nucleotides long. RefSeq names its product Gly-Xaa carboxypeptidase (gene cps1). The coding region runs from base 1 to 1731 and encodes 576 amino acids. The transcript is spliced from 3 exons. NCBI's taxonomy places the organism in Eukaryota, Fungi, Ascomycota, Eurotiomycetes, Eurotiales, Aspergillaceae. The record is from RefSeq and is a predicted model, not a curated record. Gene Ontology annotation, cellular component: fungal-type vacuole lumen. Gene Ontology annotation, molecular function: metallocarboxypeptidase activity.